Messenger RNA from Coregonus clupeaformis (lake whitefish), 2139 nucleotides. RefSeq names its product leucine-rich repeat transmembrane neuronal protein 4-like. The record is from RefSeq and is a predicted model, not a curated record. Gene Ontology annotation, molecular function: protein binding. Lineage: Eukaryota; Metazoa; Chordata; Actinopteri; Salmoniformes; Salmonidae. The transcript is spliced from 2 exons. The coding region runs from base 547 to 2103 and encodes 518 amino acids.
AGAAAGGCGAAACACGGCAAAUACUGUAGGCUACAGCAAAAACCAUGAACAGAAAUCCGCUUGGCUGAAUCCCACCAAUUACACUGGCGCUUGCUGACUGGAAUAUACGCUUACACUGGGAAUAUCAGCUUAUUUUGUGGCUUGUUCUAGAUUCAAGCCACAGAUAAAAUAUAUAAACUUGUUUUUAAAGUGUAUUUUUUUCAUGGUAGACUAAAUUAUGUUUAUGGGCUUUUUCUGUCGUCAGCUGUUGAAUAGACUACAGUGCUUUUUCUUUGCUUAUAUACUUUGAGUCGUGGUAUGCAACUGAAAUAAGGAUAGAUAAGGCUACUCCAUACUUACAAGACUUUGGAGCAAAGCGGCAGCUUUGCAGUGCUGUGCGUUUGGUUGAGGAGCUAAGUGGCUGCAUUUGCUUCGUUGAGCGGGCUAGUUCAGCUGUGUUGGUUAGGCUAUUUGUCCAACCAAAUGAGGACUGCGCGCGACAUGCGGGCAUUGGAGUCAAGCAUCAGAAGGCUCUAACCUGUGAAAAGGAGCCGACACCACGCAAACAUGAUGGGAUCCCUGAUGCGACAUAGAUGGCUCAUGAUCCCAUUGUUGAUGCAGUGCUGGCUGCUAGCGUUUCCAAUCAGUGUUCGUGAGCGCCCCUGUCCUCAAAGCUGUAGAUGUGAUGGGAAAAUAGUAUACUGUGAAUCCAAUGCCUUUCGGGACGUGCCAAACAAUGUGUCUGUGGGAUGCCAGGGCCUCUCUCUGCGCUACAACAGUUUAGUGAAUCUCAGCGCUAGUCAGUUCUCAGGCCUCAGUCAGCUUGUUUGGCUUUAUCUCGACCACAACUACAUUAACUCAGUGGACAGCCAAGCCUUCCAUGGGGUACGGAGGCUGAAGGAGUUGAUUCUCAGCUCUAACAAGAUCACACAGCUACAAAACAACACUUUCCAUACUGUCCCUAAUUUACGAAAUCUUGACCUCUCUUACAACAAGCUGCAAGCACUCCAGCCCAGUCAAUUUCUGGGCUUGCGGAAGUUGCUCAGUCUCCACUUGCGGUCCAAUUCUCUGAAAACUGUCCCAAUGCGGGUUUUUCAGGAUUUGCGCAAUUUAGAGUUUCUCGAUCUUGGCUAUAAUCGAUUGCGAAGCCUCACUCGAAAUGCCUUUGCUGGGCUGCUCAAGUUGAUCGAGCUUCAUUUGGAACACAACCAAUUCUCCAAGAUCAACUUCUCUCACUUUCCCCGCCUCACCAACCUGCGGGCACUCUAUUUGCAAUGGAACCGAAUUAAGUCAAUAAGCCAGGGACUAACCUGGACAUGGACGGCCUUGCAAAAGCUGGACCUCUCUGGAAAUGAACUGCAAGUAGUGGAUUCCAGUACGUACCAAUGUCUCCCCAACCUACAGACCCUGAACUUGGACUCCAACAAGCUUAGUAACAUGUCCCAGGAGACAGUGGAUGCCUGGAUCUCCCUCACCACCAUCAGCCUAGCUGGGAAUGUGUGGUACUGUAGCCCUAGCAUCUGCCCCUUAGUGGCCUGGCUGAGGAACUUCAAGGGGAACAAGGAGACCACUAUGAUUUGUGCUGGGCCUAAGGAGUCCCAGGGAGAGAAAGUGAUCGAUGCAGUAGAGACAUUUAGUAUCUGUAAGGUCACUCCCACCACCUCUUUUGUCUCAACCACAGCCUCCCUCAACACCCCAUCUCAGUCUGAGCUCCUGCCCCUUCCCACUUUGUCCAGGGUUGAGGAGGAGUUGACCCGCAGUGGCACGGCCAUCCCCUCCCCUUCCGGGGUCUCCCCUACCACCCCAGAGCAGGAUUUUGAGUAUGUAUCCUUCCAUAAGAUUAUUGCUGGCUGUGUGGCACUUUUCCUGUCGGUGGCUAUAAUUCUCCUGGUUAUUUAUGUGUCCUGGAAGCGCUACCCCAGCAGCAUUAAGCAGCUCCAACAGCGCUCCAUGGUUAAAAAGCAGCAGAAAAAGGUGCAGGAAACAGAACGCACCCUCAGCUUGCCUCUGCAAGAGUAUUAUGUGGACUACAAACCUGCAAACUCUGAAACUAUGGAUGUGCUGGUUAAUGGGACUGGACCCUACACAUACACAAUCUCAGGAUCCAGAGAAUGUGAGGUAUGAUCCGUCACCCUCCUAAAAUCCAUUUCCACUGCGAGG